AUGCUUUAAUUUUUUUAAAGAUUAGAGAACCCUGAUUCAAAGUUUCAUUUAUAUGAUUCAUUUUAUAGAAUAAAAAAGAUAGAGAAGGUUUGUUAAAAAGAAAAUGUAGAUGGUAAAUAUAAUUAAUUCAUGAUAUAGGUUUAUUAAUAAUAAAUGGAAUAGAUUCAAAAGAGAAUUAUGAGUAUACAAAAUUAAUGAAUUGGAUAUAUCUUGGAUAUAGUGGAAUAGAAAUUGAAACAAAUGAAUAUUUAGAUAAUACAUUGAGUGAAACAAUAUUUGUUAUAACAAAAGAUCAUAUGAGAGCAUAUUGUGAUUAAUAAGGUUUUAAGUUGUUAAAGCCAUAUUUACUAUAGAUGCCAAAUAUUAAAUUAUUUGUUCCAACAAUUAAGGAGGAUGAAAAUAAAGAUGAAAGUGAAGUUUUAAAAAUGGCUCAAUUUGUGAAAAUGAUGUAAGGAUUAAAAAGGAUUGGUGUAUUACUUCCUUAAGAAAAAAAUAAAAAUAUUGAAAAAUGGCCUCUCAUAUAAGGUUAUGGUUUAUUAGGAAAUGGUUUUUUUUCAAUGCAACAUGAGAUUGUAAAUAUGAGUGAGAGGAUAAAUUAAUUAUAUAAACCACAUGAUAAACAUUCUAUGAAAACUUUAAUUAAUGUUGUAAGUUAGAGAUUAAAUGGUCAUGUUUCAGGAUCAAUGUAAUUGUUGUCAGAAAUAGCAAUAAAAAAAAGACCUGCAGUUACAAGUGAAUAAAUGGUUGAGAUAUUUCUUGAUACAUUUGAAAUUGAAGAAAAUAAAUAUAUAAAAAGAUGUAAUAAAUUAAUUCCAACUGUUACUUUUGGUAAUUGUAGUUCUUAAUAGAAAUUACCAUUACAUUUAACAAUGGAGAGUAGUGAUCUAUAUUCUUCAUUGAGAUUUGCCAGAACAUACUUUCUUACAAAAUAAAUAAGCAAAGAAAAUGUAAUAAUACCAAUUCAUGAUGAUUUUGAACAUUUUGUUAAAGAAUAUUAAUAUUAAAUAAUUGAACAUUCCUUUCAUUUAGACGAAUGGUAUAUGAUUAAUAAUUAUUAUUUUAGUUUAUUAAUUGAAAUUUAUAGGGCAUUGAUUGAAAGUUUCUAUUCAGCUUUAUAAAUGAUUUGUUAAGAUUAUAGAAAGAUGACUAAUUAAUAGAUAUUUGAUUUAUGUUCAGAACGAUUGAUUCCAACAUUAGCUAAUUAUAAAUUGUAAUUACUAAAUGAUAAUUUAAUUGUAUCAGUAUCUAGUUAUAAUUCAUUUGGUGAAGAAGUAACUAUUAAUUUUAAAGAUCCAAUUUCUUUUAAACUUACCCCUUAAUUUUUUACAAUAAGAUUAGAAUAUAAGAAAAUUCCAUCUUUGGUUGUAAAUGGUACUAUAUUAGGUAAUGUAAUAUUUUCUGAUUCAUUUAUUCUUUAAGAAAAUUGUUAUUAUAUUAUAACUAGUAAUAUACCUAAUCUUUAAAUUAUAAAUACUGAUGCUAGAUUUUCAGAUGAUAUAGAAAAAAUUAAAAAAAAAUUGCCACUAGAGAAAUUGGGUUAGUAAAUUUCAGAAAGAGUAGAUAAAAAUAGAUUAUUUAUACCCUCUAAAUACGCUUUAUUAGAUAUACCAAUAUAAUCUGCAUCUUAUGUACUACAUGAAAAUGGUAUUAGAAUCUUUACUAAUGAAAUGGGUUGGUUCUUUAUUUUAUUUGAAUCAAUGAAGAAAAUUAAGUUUACUUAAGGAUUAGAAUCUGCUUGGAUGAUAUUUAUGACAGAACCAAUACUAUGUGCAUCAUUAUAAGCAAAAACCAUAGCUUUGGAAUUUGUAGGUAAAUCUGUUGAUUAAGUAUAUAUGAAAAUGACUAAUAUACUAAAAGAAAAUGAAAUUAAAGUUGAUUAUACUGAAAAUCCUAAAGAAUUCUAAUUAACUAGAUAGGGAUAAAUUAUUCUAAAAAAAGAAUAAAAAGUUCCAUUAUUAGGAAAUAUGAUUAAAGAUUCUUCUUUUUUAUUAGAUUAUUUAGAAUCUAAAUAAUUAGUUAUUUUAACGUAAGUCAAAAGUGAUUUAAAACUUUUAAACUAUCUAGCCUUAUAAGAUGAAUCUAAUUAAUAAAUUGAUAAUAGAAUUCCAAUAAUCUUAAUUACAGGUACAUAUAGUAGUGGUAAAAAUAAAUUUGCUUAAUCUUUAUAAAGAUAUGCAAGUGAUUUUAAUUAAAAGGCUCAAGUUCUUACUUUUAAUUUAUUAGAAUAAUCAAUCUUAGAUGAAGAAGGAUUACUUAAUAAAUUAGAAAACCUACUCAAAUAUUCUUAAGACUAAUGUAUAUGUGUAAUCCCCUUUUAUUUAUCUAUUGAUAUUAUAGUAUAACAAUUAACUACUGGAAAACUGAGUAAAUUUGUAUACAUUAAGAAUGUAAUUAAUAAAAUCAAUAUUAACAAUAUCUAUUAAAAUCAAAAUUGUUAACCUAUGUAAAAUUUUAUUUAUAUAUAUUUUUAGUGAUAAUUUAAUAAGUCAAAGUCUACCUGGUUAUUGUUAAUUUACAAUUCUAGAUUCUUUUGGAAAUGAGGAAUCAGAAGUUGAAGAAUAUUUCAAAAUCUUUAGAUCUGUAUGCAUUAAAUCUAAUAUAUUUCGUAUUACCAAUAAUAUGGUACAAUCUUCUGUUGCUAAAGAAAUAUAUUCAAAUACAUCUUACAAUUCUACAUUAAAUGUAUUUCUUAGAAUCAAACUGGCAACAUACAAAAGUCAAAUGAUUCCAUAUUAAAAAGUUUUCCUUCAUAAUGCUAUUCCUUGUGUUAAAUAAUUUAGAAAAAUCUUAAGAGAACUUUUUAAAACUUCACAUUAACAAAAAGCACCAAUGGUCAAUUAUGAAAAACUUUCAGAUAUUGAUAAAUUUAUCUUUAGAGUUAAGGAAUUUAACUCGACUAAUAAACCAUAAUUAUUUUAUCUUAAAGCUUUUCUCAGAUUUGAAGGAUAAUUAGAUAAACUUUAUGAAUAUACUGCAAAUCAUAAUUAUACUAUCGAAAGAUAGGUUAAGUCUGUUAAUAUUAUUCUUAAAGAAUAAUUAAUUAAUGGAGUCAAACUUUAAAUACCUUCAUAUGUUGGUUGGGAUACUCAUUCCAAUUUAGGAUUUUUUAUGGUUGGCUAAAAUAUUUCAAAAGAUAUAUGCCAAUAAUAUAUUGAAGAAUUAAUCUAAAAAAUGAAACCAUUAUAACCUUUACUUACCAAAAAUGAUUUAUCUAAAGAAAUUAUCAAAGAAAUUGAAUUUCAAAAUAGAAUUGUUGGAUUAGAAAAUGGAGAAUUCUAUGAUGGAUAAUUUAUUAGAAAUUAAGAUGGAGAAAUCUUAGAACAUCAUCCAAAAUUAGAUUUAUUCAUUCAAGAAUAUUUAAAUAAUCAAAAUUAAAAAAUUGCAUAAUUCAACAAUUAAAUUAAUUAAGAGUGGAACAAUUAUUUAAAUGCUCUUAAGUGUUGA
Molecule: messenger RNA, 3444 nt
Organism: Paramecium sonneborni
Lineage: Eukaryota; Ciliophora; Oligohymenophorea; Peniculida; Parameciidae
Source: the annotation of a GenBank genome assembly